AUGGUGAAAAAGCAGACAAGUAUGGGUAACAUUUCAGAAGAAAUUGAAGAUGAACUUAGCACAUUGCCCAAUAUGCAGUUAAGCCAGCUGUAUUUCCAGUUGCAACACCAACAUGUGACCAACUCGACCGUAGAUAUAGCAGCCAAGCAACAAAUGAUAGACAUCAUUCAAAAGAAUAAUAUGGCUCCUUUCUAUCGUCUUGUGUGUCAUGAAUUCCAGUGGCCCGUGGAUACGAUACUGGAAACCGAAAUGAGUGACAAGAAUGCCCACGAGCUAAUACAAUUAGAUGAACGUCUGGCCGAUGCUGAGCAGAAUUUAGGCGACAUUGAAGUUCUAGAAGCUCUCCUGACUAAGGCAAGGAUGUACUCAAGAAUUGGCGAUAAAGACAAGGCGCUGGAGGCUUUUGCUGUAGCUGGAGAAAAGCCUCAGUCUAUUAACCAAAAAAUUCUGGUUGCACUGCACGUUAUCCGCAUCGGCCUUUUCUUCUCCGAUCUUGAGCUGGUGGAACAACAUAUUAAAAAGGCUGCAGUGUUGGUGGAUGAAGGAGGCGACUGGGACCGACGCAACCGUCUCAAAGUGUACGAAGGAUGCUAUUCGCUCAUGGCACGCGACUUUUCGAAGGCGUCCAAGCUGUUUCAAGAGUCGGUGGCAACGUUCACUGCAACGGAAUUGAUGCCAUACAAUACAAUGGUGUUCUACUGCGUUAUCACAUGUGUGCUCAGCAUGAGUCGAGUGGAUUUGAAGAAGAAGAUUGUAGACUCACCCGAAAUUUUGGCGGUCAUUAACGAGAUUCCGUUCCUGACAAGCUUUCUAAACGGAGUGUACGACUGCGAUUACAAGAAAUUCUUUAUCGCCAUGGUGGACAUCCAGCCGUAUAUUCUACGCGACAAGUACCUCUCAACGCACUCUCGCUUCUUGUAUCGCGAGCUGCGUGUACUUGUCUAUGCUCAGUUCUUGGAAGCCUACCGCAGUGUGACCAUUGCAUCAAUGGCAGCCGCUUUUGGUGUAAGCGUUGAAUUUUUAGACACAGAGCUUGCACGGUUCAUAGCGGCUGGCCGUCUGAAUGCCAAAAUUGACAAGGUUGCUGGUGUGAUUGAGACUAAUCGUCCUGAUGCCAAGAAUGCGCAGUACCAGGACGCGAUCAAGAAGGGCGAUUUGUUGCUUAACCGCAUUCAAAAGCUUGCGCGAGUUAUCAACGUCUAA
Peronospora belbahrii is the source of this 1203-nucleotide messenger RNA. The record is from the annotation of a GenBank genome assembly. Lineage: Eukaryota; Oomycota; Peronosporomycetes; Peronosporales; Peronosporaceae.